Teleopsis dalmanni is the source of this 1069-nucleotide messenger RNA. RefSeq lists its product as uncharacterized. NCBI's taxonomy places the organism in Eukaryota, Metazoa, Arthropoda, Insecta, Diptera, Diopsidae. The transcript is spliced from 2 exons. The record is from RefSeq and is a predicted model, not a curated record. Bases 79 to 879 code for a protein of 266 amino acids. Gene Ontology annotation, molecular function: protein binding.
UACAUAAAUUUAUAUAAAAAGAUAAUUGGACGAAAUGCACAAAAUACUGUUUCACAAAAUGAAAGGACUAUUUUCAGAAUGGAAAACCUGCCAACCGAUAUUUUAUAUAAGAUGUUCGGCGAGAUGUCACCGCGAGAGUUAAAUGCACUUCGGAGUACUUGUAAGACUAUGCGGGACGCAGUGGAUAACUACAUGUGGCACAAAUGUGCAAUUAUAAGACACCGAAAUGACGCGUGUUCUAAAGUACUUGAUAUAAUUAUUAAAGCGAUGAAAUUUAUUGUUGGAAAACAAAGAGAUCUCAUUCCCAUCUUCAUGUUGAAUAUUAUUAUUACCGAAUUUGAAAAAUUCAACUCACAUUUUAUUUUUGCGGUUUUUCGUGUGCUAAGACAUAAAAUAUGGAGUAAUCUUAUUAGAAAAGACAAUGAGAUAUCGCAAGAUAUGAUAUGUGAUAGCUCAGAAUCGAUACAAAUAACUAAAAAACGUACCCAAUUUAUUUGCUAUCAUAUAACAGUAUUUAAAAUAAUUAACGAGUUACUAAGGUCUGAAUAUACCUCAUGUAAACUCCAUACUGAUGAUUCAGGAAUUUUAUUUGAGAAAGAUUUUGAACGUUGCAGUGACAUUCCAUUUAUAUUUGAUAUUUUAUUUUUUCUGUUCAGUGAACUUAACUCUGAAAAUACUGAAAAAGUUCGUACAUUCAGCCAAACAUCAAAAAUAAUAGUGAAACUGAUCGGUCCUUUGAAAAACACCAAGAAAAAAGAUGUUGAGUUUAUUUAUCAUUUUGAAUCACACGAAUAUGAUGGAAUUCGUAAAACUGAUUACAAAUGUAAAUUUAACCCUUCUGAUGCUCGAUUUGAAACCAUACCUUUUCUGUAUUCUUAAAAGAAAUCAUAUUUUUGAGAUUUUUUCUAGAUAUGUUAUUAAGUUAAACAAUAGGGUAUCCAUAUACAAUAGAUAUACAGCUAGAUAAAUCUAAUGUAUAGAUAUAUUUUUGUGAAAUUGUAUCAUUACCGAGUUACCGAAUUACCAAGGCAUCAAAUCUAAUCAUUUUUUCGAUUUUGGAGAAAAUGUA